AUGUCACCUACUUGUAAUUGUCUGCAUGACACCAUACCUAAUGGUCUCCCACGUGAAUUACAUGAACAAUUUAAAGAUCCUAAUCAUCCUGCAAAUUUAAUUUGUGAAUUAUGUAGAUUAUUUUAUGAUAAUAAUUGGGUUACAGGAACUGGAGGAGGAAUUUCAAUUCGUGAUGUUGAAGGUCCAAAUCCAAAUAUUGUUUAUAUUGCUCCAUCAGGAGUUCAAAAGGAAAGAAUUCAACCAUGGGAAAUGUUUGUUGUUGAAUUACCUGAUGAAAAAAUAUUAAGAACUCCUAAUGAUAUUCCAAAGGAAUUAACUAAAUCUUAUAAAUAUAAACAAUCAGCAUGUACUCCAUUAUUUAUUAGUUGUUAUACAUUAAGAGAUGCAGGAGCAUGUAUUCAUACUCAUUCUCAAAAUGCAGUUAUGAUAACUUUAUUAUAUGAAGAUCAAUCAGUUUUUAAAAUUAAUCAUAUAGAACAAAUUAAAGCAUUACCAAGAUUAGAAUAUAAUUCAAAAUCAGGUAAAGUUGAAAAAAUUGGAAGUUUAGAAAAUUUUGAAACUUUAAUAAUUCCAAUUAUUGAUAAUGUACCUCAUGAAGAAGAUUUAGUAGAAUCUCUUGAAAAGGCCAUUAAAGAUUAUCCUGGAACUUCAGCUGUAUUAGUUAGAAGACAUGGGAUUUAUGUAUGGGGUGAAACUAUUUGGAAAGCUAAAGUUUAUAAUGAAGCUAUUGAUUAUUUAUUAGAAUUAGCUAUCAAAAUGAAAAUUGCUGGAAUAAAUCCAAUAAAGGAUUAG
Molecule: messenger RNA, 792 nt
Organism: Scheffersomyces amazonensis
Lineage: Eukaryota; Fungi; Ascomycota; Pichiomycetes; Serinales; Debaryomycetaceae
Product: methylthioribulose 1-phosphate dehydratase
Exons: 1
Coding region: 1-792 (263 amino acids)
Cellular component (GO): cytoplasm
Molecular function (GO): metal ion binding; methylthioribulose 1-phosphate dehydratase activity
Source: RefSeq, a predicted model, not a curated record